CGGUGAGUUAUCAAGCAUUUAGACCCACAGACUUCGUACAUAAAAUGAUAAGAGUAAACACGACAUGGGAACAUACAAAGAAGAACUAUUGUUUUGUGUUUGGCCUGGGAAGUGAAGUGACCAAUGGCGUAUCAACAAGGCUGACUGGGUUGAAGUCGUUUUCUGUGAGAUAGAAAGAUUCUUCUAUCGGAACAAUGAAGAAGCCACUAGCCUCAGACGACAAGGAAAAUGCACAUAAACAAGGUACUAGAAGUACUGAUAGAACGAAAUCGGAAGCAAGUUCCCACGACGCUAAACAUCAGUGUGUUAAAGAGAUUGUCUAUAAAGAUGUUUACCUGAUGGACAAGGCAGGAGGGCGAUUCGAGAAGAACCUUCUGGCCAACAGUCUAACGGCCAAGCUUAAACAAAACAUUCCAGGAGAGUUUACUACAAAGACACAUUUGAUGCACAAACUCCGUCGGGAGGGUUUAAAAGAUUAUGUUCAUCUAGAAAAUCUCCAUAAGAAAUACGAUAGCGAAAUGCAAGUGCAAACAAGUAGACUUGACAAUGAGAGCAAUCUUUUGCUCCGUAGACAUGAAAAAAUGCGGAAGCAAAGUGAAUAUCAAAGGAAAAAUCAAGAAAAGAUUCGGUCUCAAAUGCGGAAUUCUGCUAUGAAACAACCAGAUGCGUCAUCGUCUGUGUUUCCUCAAAUCAAAUAUUUUUCACAGGCACAUGCGGCUUCGCAUCCUCCUGAUAACGCCACCGUCGAGUUACAUCCGUCACAUCAGUUGGAAACGUCAGGUACACAUGCGGCGGCAUUUCCUUCGUUUUCAGUCGACACACAUGAUCCGAGUAAUGUCAAAGUUUUCAAAUAUCAAGGGAUUUUUCAACCACAGAACAAAUACUCAAACAGGCGUAAUAGUGUCAGGUCGACUGGCUCAGGAGGGAUAUUAAAGAGAGAUAUGAACACUCCAGAGUAUGAAAUUCUCACUCUCUCCUUAGAUGACGGUACUGAAAGUAGAGCGUCGAGUAAAAAAAGUGACAAGAAAAGAAAGGGACUCCGUGUAACUUGGAGCGGGGUGGAAAGAGAGUUUGAAAAAGGUCGGCAGACUCAGAACGAUUUAGCGUCUAAUGACAAUGAUAGUCGAGGUGACGAUGGUGCUUCUACAUCCAGUACUAUUAAAAGUGCAAACAGUAGUUGUGGAAUACAUUACCGGCAGAACAAACGAAAUAAGAUCGAAAACAUUGGUAUAAAGUGGAAAUUGCCACCAGGAUCAAAGCAAUCUACUCGCGCUGUGAAAUCGGCCACGGCCGCUUAUACCACAUCCUCACGAUCAAAAAAUCUGAUGCCAGUGUCGGGUGGCCUUCAACAAAACGGGAUGUCAGUGACGCGCACGAGAUGGCACGUGCCUUCGGCGCCUCCUCUCUCAUCGUAUGAUUUAUACAGGGAAUGGCUACAUAAACUUGACAAACUGAAAUCGCCAAUGGAACCGAAGCAGUUUCUAAGGGAAGUGCCUGCCAUGGACCAUAAAAUGGACAGUUGUAGCCCAGCUUACACUUUACCUGCCAAUAUCUCAGAGCAAAUGAACUUGUCGAUAUACGCCGCGUCAAACGUUGUGUAGACAUUAAAUAUCAUAACUUUUAAGUAUUGGACUGAGGUAUUACUUCUUCUAGGAACAAACUAGUGUUUUAUGUGCUAAGCACUUCAUUUUAUUUGCUUUUAAAUAUCAAAAUUAUUGAAGUUUUCUUUAAAAAAUAUAACUUUCACGACUAGCUAGCAAUCAUUUCAUAUUGCAAUGGAAAGAAUGAUAUCCACAAAAUCUCUCACAUCCAAACAGUCGUAUAUUUUUUUAACAUAUUGCAAAAAUGCAGAUUUUAUAUUCAAAUAUUUUAGAUAGGGUUAAGCUGGAUACGUAAGUGUACAUAACUAAUUGAUAGGUUUAUACCUUAUGUUAUCCUAUAUACUAAGCCAUCAUACUAAAUAUGUUCAAAAACUGUAACAUGUGCCAAAUAUGCUAAAUGUAUUCAAAAGUAUGAUUAGAAAAAAUAAUCUACACAUGGCACGGUCUAUACAUGUAUUACAUGCAGGUAUGUUUCUUAUAUCAAUUAUGUAGAGCGUCGAAUUAAUGUGUAUCGAUGUAAGAUAAUAAUGUAACACAAUGGUUAUGUGAAAUAUGCUCAACAAAAUAAUUUCUAACAUCAAUAUUUACUCCAUAAAUUAUUUAUCAAAGUGGACGUAUAUUUAUUAGUAUUGUAUUAUAGUCCUCAGUAUAUAGAGGAGCCUACCACCAUCAAACGUCAUCAAAAGACAUUGUCGAACAUGAGUAGAUAUCACAAUUGCCUUAGAGUUUGUUUCAUAGAAAUAUAUUUCUGCUAUCACAUCAAAACAAGUAUUCCUGAUCAAUUUACAAUUUCAUAUCUUGUUUUUAUCUAACUAGCUGGUUUACUUUGUUUACGAUGAGAUGAUGGAUAUCAUGUUCUCAGACUUUACACGUAUAUCAAUUUUUGUAAAGAAAAGAUCCUUUGUCUUUCUCUUUCUAAGGAAAUAUGCGUUUCUUAUCUAAAAACGUCACGACUCACAAUAAGAUGACGUCAUCAUUUCAUGCAGCAAUCGAGUAACGUAAUCAAUUUUGUAGCACAUUCUUUACUCGAGUGUGUAUAACUUCAGUAUAUAGCGAAUUAAGAAAGUGUUGGAGAAUGAAUAACCAUUCAUCUAUGUAUGACGUAGACAGGGAACAUAUCAUCCUUUGGGAUACUAUUUCUUAAGUACAGUUCUCGGCAAGCCUGGUUUUUUAACGUCUUUCUUUUAGGUUAAGGUAUUGCUGUCUAAAUCAGAGAGGGAAUGAUAUAUUCUAUCUGGACCAAGAUAUAUCUACUAACCUAUCUAAAGGUUGCAUAUUAUGUGUAUAUAGGUGAAUAAUUAUUCAAAAAUCAAAAGUAUACCCAACCAUUGUUUUUUUUUACCUAAUCCUGCAUCAUAUUGAAAAUAGAUAUUAUAUAUCAUUAAUUUUUCGUUAACUUAUAUGUAGACUUCAUAUUUCUUAAAAUGACAAAGUUAUGCUAUGAAUAAUUCUUGUAUGGUCGAUAAGGCACAUAGAUGGCGGUAUACGUUUGUAAUGGAAUGGUUAUAGGUAAUUAAAUAUAUGGAAUGGUUUAAGACGGGAACAAGGAAAUACGUGGAAUAAAAAUAGUGUUCAAUUGCCUA
Messenger RNA from Pecten maximus, 3184 nucleotides. RefSeq lists its product as uncharacterized. The record is from RefSeq and is a predicted model, not a curated record. The transcript has 2 exons. Lineage: Eukaryota; Metazoa; Mollusca; Bivalvia; Pectinida; Pectinidae. The coding region runs from base 195 to 1601 and encodes 468 amino acids.